Medioppia subpectinata is the source of this 1865-nucleotide messenger RNA. Lineage: Eukaryota; Metazoa; Arthropoda; Arachnida; Sarcoptiformes; Oppiidae. The record is from the annotation of a GenBank genome assembly.
UUGAAAGCAUAACAUAAUAUCUGAUUGAAUACCAUUGAUAUGACAAACUAGAGCUCCUUCUCUACUCUGGUAUUUAUAGUCACUGAGUGUUUAGUUAUUAAAUAUUAGAUAAGUUUCUGAAAACUAGUUUUUAUCGAACAUUAAAGACAAGGAUCCCUGAGUUGUGAGACAUUUAUUGAGUUAUUGGUUAUAAAGUGAUUGAAUUGUAAUCGUUUGAAGAAAUAGUAAAUUACAUAAAGAAUGAAAGACUUUAACGAACUAUUGUCUCGAAAUGGGAGAAAAGGCCACAAAUGGAUCUCUUAUGGAACGGCAGGAUUUCGUGAUAAAGCUAUUGAAUUGCAACACAUUAUGUUCCGAAUGGGAAUAUUGGCCACAAUCAGGGCUAGAGUUGUCAAAGCAACCAUUGGAGUGAUGAUAACUGCAUCCCAUAAUCCCGAAGAAGAUAAUGGCUUGAAAUUAAUUGAUCCAAAAGGAGAGAUGUUAGACCCAACCUGGGAAUCCAUUUGCACUCAUUUAGCAAAUAUUAGUGAUGAAGAACUUUUAAAUGCAAUUAAUUCACUCAUCAAAGAAAAAGGCGUUGAUAUGAAAGAUGAGGCCAAUGUAUACGUGGGAAGGGAUACGCGAUCGAGUAGUGACAGGCUUUGCAAAGCCGUCAUCGACGGUAUAGUCGCGGGUGAGGGCAGUGCACAUGAUUUCGGGAUAACAACGACACCACAAAUCCAUUAUAUGGUUCUUUGUGUCAAUACUAAUGGCGAAUACGGAGAGCCCACUGAAAACGGUUAUUAUCGCAAACUGUCCGAAGCGUUCAUCAAAUUGAACGGACAAAACGGCGCUCAAGUCGUUAGCAAUAAUUACGUGCCUUCGGUUGUGGUCGACGGCGCCAAUGGUGUCGGCGCUCCUAAGGCUAAACAAUUGAAACAAUUUCUGGGAAAUUCAUUAAAUAUGGAAGUGAUUAAUGACGGAAAUGGAGUUCUCAAUGAGAACUGUGGCGCAGACUUCGUGAAAGUGCAACAAAGAGCGCCCAAAGACUUGCACUUUGAGGUCGGCAAACGGUAUCUGUCUUUCGACGGCGACGCCGACCGAAUCAUAUACUUCUACAAGAACUCCGACGACGGGCUCUUCCAUAUGCUCGACGGCGACAAAAUCGCUGUUUUAAUUGCAUCUCAUUUGAAACAACUGUUAACUUCAGCUCAAAUAGCGGACAUUGACUUAUGUAUCGUUCAAACGGCUUAUGCGAACGGAAGCUCUACUCAUUAUAUCGAGAAUACGCUGAAAUUGCCCGUCCAUUGUGUGCCCACAGGAGUGAAAUACUUGCACCACAGGGCACAACAGGCGGACAUCGGUGUGUACUUCGAGGCCAACGGUCACGGGACGGUCACUGUCUCCCACACCACUAUCGAUCGCAUCAAACAAGUCUCAAACGACGUUACGCUCAAACUCUUAACGUUCAUUGAUUUGAUAAAUCAGACGGUCGGCGACGCCAUCAGCGAUAUGUUGGUCAUUGAAACCAUUCUGAGAAGUAGAGGGCAGUCCAUACAAGAAUGGGAUCAGUUAUAUACAGAUUUACCGAAUCGUAAUAUUAAAGUGUGUGUAAAAGACCGAAAUGUGGUCACAACGGGAGACGCGGAGCGCAAGUGUUUGACACCAAUUGGAUUACAGGACAGAAUCGAUGCCAUUGUCAACAAAUUCGGAGUCCAUUCGCGAGCAUUCGUGCGGCCGUCGGGUACUGAAGAUGCCGUCCGAGUGUACGCCGAGUCCACCACUCAGGAAAAGGCCGACUCUUUGGCCAAAGAAGUGGCAGAAGUUGUGUCCGAAUUGGCAGAAAGCGUACCAAACAAAUGACAAAUGACUUAACAAUUACCGUA